Molecule: messenger RNA, 645 nt
Organism: Aspergillus versicolor CBS 583.65
Lineage: Eukaryota; Fungi; Ascomycota; Eurotiomycetes; Eurotiales; Aspergillaceae
Product: 2-hydroxychromene-2-carboxylate isomerase
Exons: 1
Coding region: 1-645 (214 amino acids)
Biological process (GO): glutathione metabolic process; naphthalene catabolic process
Cellular component (GO): mitochondrion; peroxisome
Molecular function (GO): 2-hydroxychromene-2-carboxylate isomerase activity; glutathione peroxidase activity; glutathione transferase activity
Source: RefSeq, a predicted model, not a curated record
AUGCCGCCAGUAAUCGAAUACUACUUCUCCUUCGUCUCAUUAUGGUCCUACAUCGGCAGCCGGCGUUUCCAGCAGCUGGCACAAUCAACCAACGCAAAAGUCAUCCUCAAACCAAUCGACCUCAUGUACAUCUUCUCGAUAUCCGGAGGUCUUCCUGUGAAACAACGCGCCGCCCAGCGCCAGACCUACCGGCUUCUUGAGAUGGAGCGGUGGCGUCGCAUUCGCGAUAUUCCGCUCGUUACGCAUCCGAAGUUUUAUCCUGCCGACCCUUCACUUGCUCAUCGUGUGCUUCUGGCUGCAAUUGAAGAGUCUGGCCAUGACAGCUCAUCUGUGCAGGAGUAUGCCCGACUUGGGCUUGAGGCUGUUUGGGCACGGGAACUUGAUAUUGCCGACCCGGGGACCAUUGUUCGGUUGGCAGAUGAGGCUGGACUGGAGGGAAAGAGAUUGCUGGAUCGGGCGAAAACCGAAAAAUCUUUGUCAGAUCAAGAGGUGGCUUUAACUCAAGAGGCCGAAUCGAAGCAGUAUUUCGGUGCGCCGUUCUACACCAUACGAGGGGAGACAUUCUGGGGACAGGACCGCUUGGAUAUGGUAGAGGAGGUGAUCAAAAGUGGCAGAGAUCCAAUUGUUGUAGACAACAAAUACUAG